Tachysurus fulvidraco (yellow catfish) is the source of this 4215-nucleotide messenger RNA. RefSeq names its product nectin-3-like. Gene Ontology annotation, cellular component: adherens junction. The coding region runs from base 843 to 1982 and encodes 379 amino acids. The transcript has 8 exons. Gene Ontology annotation, biological process: heterophilic cell-cell adhesion; homophilic cell-cell adhesion. The record is from RefSeq and is a predicted model, not a curated record. Lineage: Eukaryota; Metazoa; Chordata; Actinopteri; Siluriformes; Bagridae.
CUUCAAUGGAACAGUGAAUAAAUGCUCUUACUUGCAAGAUAGUUGACAUACUUCACAUAAUAUAUGAUUUAUUUUUUAGAUACACAGUUGAAUAGAUUAACAUAGAAUCACAAGUCAUCAUCCUACAUGCAUUCAACUUAAUCUUAACAUUCCAGUUAUAGUCAAAUGUACUGGAGUGCAGGGUGAAAAGAAAACUAAAAAUGGUCACUUCUACUUAAUAUGUUCUACACUGUGUAAACAUUUAACCUUCUGAAAUGAGUGGUCAAAUGAGGAUUAUAACCUCAGUGACAUAAAACUGCUACCACCAGUGUUUCUUUUUGAGAUAAGUCAUAUAAAUCUUUAUGAAGUGUGUCAUAAACUUUUAACUAAGUAAAAUACUUUGUAUCACCUCAUUGUGCCAGAAACUUACCAUUAUAAAUAUUAAACAUCGGUAAAGCAUCAACAAUAUAUUUCAGAUGAAUAGACAUGUAUGUAUUCACAUUAAUGCACAAACACAUUACACAGAACAUUUUACAGAUAUAGUACAGACAAGAGACAUUAAAAUACUAUAUAACAAAACAAUUUAGUCUAUUCAGUAAAAAAACUGAAGCAUUCAUGACGAUUUAUGGUGAUUUUAUUUCUUUGCCUACAUUGACGCUAAUGCAUUAAGAGUAGGCGGUCCCCUGUUCCAAUCUGCUGACGUAUACACGGCGACAUCUAUGUGGCUCCAGGCUCCAUAUGGAAAGGCAAAGGAAAGGUUAUUAGAAGACUCGCUAGUGGAUCUUUCUGGUGGAAAGGAGGCACUGGGCGGUCUUUUAGACAAAGAAACAAGAAAAUCAUGAAAUGAUAUAAAAUGGUGUGUUAUGCUGGUCGGGAUGCGGUUAACAUGGAUUUUUCUGUUUCUUUUGUGUUUUGCCAGCAUUAAAGCCAUAAAGGUCAUUGGUCGGGAUGUGACUGUAACAGCAGGAGAUGAUGCGCAGUUAUUCUGUGAAGCGAUCGAGACAACAGAGCCUCUAACAACUAUUAGGUGGCAAAGACGAACAAAGAAAAAACCAACAAAUACAGAUUUUCUGGUUAUCACUUCCAGUGGCAAAGAAGAACAUAUAAACGGACUGAGAGACCGAGUAAAAUUUGCAGGGAAUUUGGCAGUACUGGAUGGCUCAAUUCUUCUAAGUAAUGUUACUAUUUUAGAUGAAGGAAUCUACACUUGCAUCUUCAGCGUAUUUCCAAGUGGACCAUAUAAAACAGAAAUUCGUCUCACAGUACAAGUUCCUCCUGUUGUCACUGUGGGCACUAAUGUUCCUGCUGUUGCUGGAGACACUGAAGGGAUUUUAGCGACCUGCACUGCAGCCAAUGCAAAGCCUGCAGCAGAAGUGUCGUGGAGUCUGGGUGCUUUAAACAACACAGUGAAAGUACAAAAUACUGUUACUGUGGACUCUGAAGAUAGAUACACUGUUAAAAGCAACCUGAUUGGAACUGCAUCUAAAGAUCUAAACCAGAAGAAGGUUCAGUGUGUAGUCACACACCCUGGCCUGAAGCAGAACCUAGAGAUGAAUUACACAUUGGAUAUUCACUAUCCUCCCCAGGUGGUUUAUAUUAGUUCAGCAGGUGAUCAAGGGGAAACCCGUGAAUUUCUGUGUGACACAGACGCUAAUCCAAAACCUACCAACUUUACCUGGGGCAGAUAUUUUCCAGUGAACGAGACUCUUUCCAGUGGUGUUAAUAGCAGUCUGAUUGUUCAGCUGACCCCUGAUAGUAACGGACCUUACUAUUGUGUGGUGUCUAACCAACACGGGGAAGCUGUUGGUUCCCUCUAUAUGUAUGUUAAAACAUCUACAGAAUCUAAAACCUGUUGGACUCUGUUCAUCCUGACCCUCGUUGCUGGGGUUUGCUGUUUUCUCUUUUGGAAAUUUGAAUUGUUUCAGCGUGUUAAUAAAAUACUGCGGCGUGAUAUCAGUCAACCUGUGCGUACGGAAUCUCCAGACCAUGAAGAGGAGCAUUGAUACAUGAAUCUAACCUCUCUACUGGGACCAUACCUUGCCGUGGUGGAGGGGCUUAUCCUCCUUCAAGUGAGGAGAAAACCAAAUGGUCCCACAGGUUUUGUCACCUAAUGGUCCAAUUUGGGGCUCCAUCUUUCCACUUGUCAAGAUUAUGGGUUUCUAUAACAUUAUAAGGUUUGUUGACUAAUCUGCUGUCAUGAGCAUGGUCCUUCAACAGGACUACAAGCAGGUCUAAAAAAUUCCUGAAGUGAGAGGAAGACACCAAGGCAUCUGAAACAAGAGGACAUCACAAACAUAACUUCUUUUAACAUAUCCUCAAUUGAUUACACCUGGAUGCUUAUUACAGAAACUUUUCAUCUCAUCCUACUGUAGAACUGGGUGAAGCCUAUUCUAGCAGGUGAGUGACUCUCUACAGACCAUAUAAAGUAGAUAAAGCAAACAUCAAGUAGAGUUCUGGUAAGUUUAGACCGAUUUAAGAUGACACCAGCUAGUCCCUUUUCACAGGGAAUCCAUCCAACAGGUAUAUUAACAAAUUAAAUACAGUACUAUGUUAAUUAAAUAAGUAAAAGUCUAUACACAGAACUCUGAUUAAAAUCUAACAGGAUGUCUGCAGUCACACAGAAAUUUACUGUUUGUUUAGUUCACUUUUUAUUUAAACCUGUUGGACUGGACUGAUUCAAAACAUAUUUACAUUUCAGUUCUUUAGUAUUGUAUAUGCUGAUUGCACAUGGUGCUAGUUUUUUUUUUUUUUUUUUUUUUUUGGCUUCACAGUGAUUAUUAUGUAAAAUUACUUUUUUUUGUUUAAAUUAAUUUUGUAGCUCUAACCACAGUAACACUACACAGCUUUCAUUAUUUAUCAAAACCGGUAUUGUGGACUGGCCAAGAAAUGUGAUCUUUGAGCAAGCCAAGUCAGAGGAGUUCACAUCACUUAAUCCCACUCUGCUUCAUCCUGAGAGUCAGGACUGUUUGCCUCAUUAGAUUUCAGAGUAACAAAAUAUUUUUCUCAGUUUGCCUGUAAGUUUAAGCAGAUUUACUAGUCAGGAUUUCCUCUAGGUUUGCGUGCAAGUGUCCCCAAUUCCAUACAGUGCGACCCUACAAUCACUCCAUUUAAAACUUGGUCAUCCAACACAUACUAGAUAUUUGCGGUAAAAUGUUGACAGCUGUGUCCUUAAUAUUUAUUAUAGAUUUAUUUAUGUUAUGUAUUACACAAACACACACACAAGCAUACCGACCUUUACAGUGUUUCAGAGUUGUAGAUACUGUUGAGUUCAGGUUUGGCCUUGUGAUUAUCCAUUUUUUUCCCUGUAACCAGCCCUUUGUUGAUGAGCAGUUGGAGUGGAUUUUGUCUUUUUUUUUUUUGUAUUUGUACAGUAAAUAAGUUUGGGAGGGGUUUCUUGUGCAGUUUGAGUUAGAAAACCUAAUGGUUUAUAUUUAAAAUAGCAUUCCUGUUCUGGUUCUUGCAUGUGUUUGCUAGAUAAAAACUAAAAUCCUGAUCUUUGGCCCAUGUGCUAUAUUCAUUUGGAUUCCUUUUACAAAGUGUGCUAACUAAAUUGAAAAGUAAGUAAGAAAACAAGUUGGCUAAGUGGAAUGAAGUAAAAUCUAGUAAAACUAUUUUUUCUAUUAAAAUGAGAACGAGAGAACGAUAAAUGAACUGUUGCUUAAUGCAAGCAGGAAUCAUCAAUAUUACCCAAGCACAGAGAAUGGGGAGCUAAAUAAAUCACUUUGAAUGAUUAUAUACAUAACCAGUCUACAAUGUUUUGCAAAUACAUCCACCAUAUAUAUCACUCUAGGUGUGUAUGUGUGGAGUGGACACACCACAAAACCUCCUGCUUCACUAAACACUGCAUAUGUAAAAGCAUCCUAAUUCAUAAACUGGCUACUGCUAAUAAAAACUAUAGAAUAAAUAUUAAACUCUGUAAUUAUUGCCAUAAAGUAAAGCAACCUACGGAUGUUUUGAGAUUAAACAUGGAAAGACUGGCAUCAUUCUUUUAUAAGCGGUGGUUGUGGUUGGGAUUUUUCUUUUGUUUAAUCGUAUUUCAGAGACACCUUUCCUUUCAGAGUAAUACAGUCUUGAAACUCUUAUUUUGUUCUCAGCAAACAAUUGUAUAAACACUUUGUGGCAGCAAAUUAUAGUUUUUGUAUUUGAAUGCUAUUCAUUGUUCAUGUUUGUGUUGUUGUUUGUAGAUACAUAUUCCAGUAAAGUUCUCUCUGAAAUAAACCUAAUCUUUAGAACUCA